Molecule: messenger RNA, 2020 nt
Organism: Syngnathus acus (greater pipefish)
Lineage: Eukaryota; Metazoa; Chordata; Actinopteri; Syngnathiformes; Syngnathidae
Gene: dhrs13b.2
Product: dehydrogenase/reductase (SDR family) member 13b.2
Exons: 8
Coding region: 247-1500 (417 amino acids)
Source: RefSeq, a predicted model, not a curated record
GCGUCAAUCUGGUUUCUCGGUCUUGGUGCUGCAACACACAUAAUUCUAAUGGCAACUGGCCCCCGAGAACCAGGAUUGAAGACCCUUGGUCUAUACUACAUUUAUUUAUUUUUCUUGAUAUCCAACUUAAAGUCAAUUUAGUACGCUCUUUGUCCUCACAACUAUGAAAACGUCAUCAUACGACGAGGACAACUUCAUAUUCAGUGAGGUGCUCAUUGUGCUAAUCUACUGACAUGGAUUCCUUGUAUGUUCAGCGACUAUAUCGUUCUCAUCAAUAACGAGGGUGCACGUGAUGUUCAGCUCCUGCAAAGACCCAGCAUUCUGCAGUUUGGGAAGUUAGGAGACAGUCCCGUUAACCCUCGCGCCGUCACUUUCCUUGUUAUUGACUCCAAACUUAACUUGCAGCGCCAUGUGGGGGACAUUGAAGUGGAUCUUGUGAAGUGUGACAUUCGUAGAUUCAACACAGAUAGUGUCCAUCUGAAGUGGCCGGGCCAGAAGUCCAAUGAGUACAACUCUUGGUUUGCCAUCACUCUGACCCACAGCAAUGGCUUGUUCACCAUCUCUGGUAUCCUCAGACACCCAUCUGAGCCCCCUCCCUCGGGACAGCAGGAUGUCAGCAAUUGGCCUGCAAUUGAGGACACUCAGACCCUCAAUACUAAAGUUGCGAUGAUCAUGAAAACACAAACUCCAAUGAUGACAUCAGGCCUGGGGUUCCAAAAAAAGCUCCACUGCCAGUUUGCUAUCGAUCACAAGAGACCAAAUGUGAGCGUGCAGUGGUACCAGCAGUACCAUGGCGAACGACGCAAUCUCUUCAGUCAUGCUAGCCACUCCGGGCAAAGUGAGGGAAGGGGAGUUGAACUGAUUAAUCUAGCAGGUGGUGACCUUUCUUACACUCUUCCCUUCACUAAAGUCAAGCACGCGGGGACAUAUGUGUGCUCCGUGUCAGUAUUUCCGCUGUCUUCCACCCUUGAUAUAAGUCUACAAAUUCAAGAGUCUCCCCGUGUGUCCAUCAGUGUUGGUCCCAAGCUUACAUUGCAAGAUGGUGAGAUGGUGAAGGUGGUUUGUGAGGCAGAGAAUUACUACCCUCUGGACGUGCACAUCGCCUGGCACGUGCAAGACCCGGCAUCUUCGAGCCAGAGGGUCGGCGCUCCUCUCCCCAAGGAGCUUAACAAUAUCCUGCUCUCCAGUCACAAAAACAACAUGGACAAGACCUACUCGCUUUCGGCUUUCUUCUACCUCGAGGCUUCGCACAGACACUCAGGGCGUCAGUUUACGUGCACGGUCUCCCAUCAGUCUUUGCGAAUACCCAUUAAAAAAAGUUUCGUUUUGAUUGUUGAAGAACCUAGCAGCUGGUUGUUCACGCUGACUGUUUGCAGCAUUUUGGUCCUACUACUGUAUGUCCUGUAUGUUAUGCUAAGAUACCUCCACCAAGCUAGAAAAUACUCAUUGCAGUUUGUGUCUGUUCUGUGCAGAAAAAGCCAUAUUGAUUGUACCUCAUGACAGAGAGGAACACACAGCAGCUGGCAAAGCAGUCCCCAUGUUUUACCAAUGUACCAAUAAAAAAAUAAUUAGCAUUGUGAGGUUACAGAUACAAAAAAGAAAGACAGGCAAAACAAACACUUCUGAAGUGACUUUUUUUCUUACCACUAGAGAGAGCCGCCGUACUACCAGUGGUACCACACUAAGCCUGGUUUUGUUGAUCACUCCAAUGACGUCACACAAGAUACGCUGAAACACAAGAUUUGGUUAAAUCUGGCAUGAUGUCAUACAUGAUGAUGCUUCAAUUGUGAACUUUUUUUUUACAAUACUUUUGAGAUGUAGUUUGCCCUGGAAAUGUCUCUUUAACUUGAAGUUGUACAAUCUUUAUAGAAGAAAACAUAAUACAUAUGCUUUACAUGACACUAAGUACGGCUUUCACAAUGAAACAAACAUCUCAAUGAUGGAUGUCAAAAUUAAUUGACAACUUAAUGAUCAUUACAUUUAUCAACAUCUAUUUUGCUAAGAUUGUUUUGAGACUUUG